Molecule: messenger RNA, 1525 nt
Organism: Tinamus guttatus (white-throated tinamou)
Lineage: Eukaryota; Metazoa; Chordata; Aves; Tinamiformes; Tinamidae
Gene: ALDH9A1
Product: aldehyde dehydrogenase 9 family member A1
Molecular function (GO): oxidoreductase activity, acting on the aldehyde or oxo group of donors, NAD or NADP as acceptor
Source: RefSeq, a predicted model, not a curated record
CCGCGGCUCCGCUCCCUCCUGCCCAGCCUCGCCAUGAGCACCACGGGCACCUUCGUCCUGCAGCAACCCCUCAACUACCGCAACGGCGCCCGCGUCCAGCCCCUCGAUGGUGGGCCCAGCGAGGACGUCUAUGAGCCGGCCACAGGUCGAGUGAUAAGCAAGCUUCUCUGCUCCGGGGAGAAGGAGGUCGACCUGGCUGUGCAGAGUGCAAAGGCGGCCUUUAAAGUCUGGAGCCAGCUGUCGGGCAUGGAGCGGAGCAGGGUGCUGCUGGAGGCCGCCAGGAUUAUCCGGGAGCAGAGGGAUGAAAUUGCCACCUUGGAAACCAUCAACAACGGGAAGUCCAUCUUCGAAGCCAGAGUGGACAUUGACAUAUCUUGGCAGUGCCUGGAGUACUACGCAGGACUGGCAGGGUCUCUAGCUGGUGAACACAUCCAGCUUCCUGGGGGAUCCUUUGGAUACACAAGGAGAGAGCCACUUGGUGUUUGUGUUGGGAUUGGAGCCUGGAAUUACCCUUUUCAGAUUGCCUGCUGGAAAUCUGCCCCAGCCUUGGCUUGUGGCAACGCUAUGGUCUUCAAGCCCUCUCCCUUCACCCCCAUUUCGGUAGUGAGGCUGGCAGAGAUCUUCACGGAGGCUGGUGUGCCCAAAGGGCUCUUCAACGUGGUGCAGGGUGGAGCGGCCACCGGCCAGUUCCUCUGUCACCACCCAGAUGUGGCCAAAAUCUCUUUCACGGGCAGCGUGCCAACUGGCGUCAAGAUCAUGGAGAUGGCAGCCAAAGGGAUCAAGCCAGUCACCCUGGAGCUGGGUGGCAAAUCCCCCCUCAUCAUCUUCUCAGACAGUGUCCUGGAGAACGCGGUGAAUGGAGCCCUGAUGGCGAACUUCCUCACGCAGGGUGAGGUGUGCUGUAACGGCACGCGGGUGUUCGUGCAGAGAGAGAUACUGGAUGCCUUCACAAAGGAGGUGGUGAAGCGCACGCAGAAAAUCAAAGUUGGAGACCCGCUCCUGGAGGACACCCGGAUGGGAGCCCUCAUCAACCAGCCACAUCUGGACCGUGUGCAGGGCUUCAUCAAGCAGGCAAAGGAGCAGGGGGCAAAGGUGCUGUGUGGUGGUGACCUGUACGUGCCAGACGACCCGAAGCUGAAGAAUGGCUACUACAUGCGACCCUGUGUGCUAGGGAACUGCACGGAUGACAUGACGUGUGUGAAGGAAGAGAUCUUUGGACCUGUCAUGUCCAUCCUGCCAUUUGACACAGAGGAGGAAGUUGUGGAGAGAGCCAACAACACUAAAUUUGGCCUGGCAGGUGGUGUCUUCACCAGGGAUAUCCAGAAGGCUCACAGGGUAGUGGCUGCUCUCCAGGCUGGAAUGUGCUUCAUUAACAACUACAACAUCAGCCCUGUGGAACUGCCUUUCGGAGGAUACAAAUCAUCAGGAUUUGGUAGGGAGAAUGGGCGGGCGGCCAUCGAGUACUACUCGCAGCUGAAGACUGUCUGCGUGGAGAUGGGUGAUGUGGAGUCUGUGUUCUAGCGGC